This is a messenger RNA of Chlamydomonas reinhardtii, 1289 nucleotides long. RefSeq lists its product as uncharacterized. The record is from RefSeq and is a predicted model, not a curated record. NCBI's taxonomy places the organism in Eukaryota, Viridiplantae, Chlorophyta, Chlorophyceae, Chlamydomonadales, Chlamydomonadaceae. The transcript has 2 exons. The coding region runs from base 504 to 1241 and encodes 245 amino acids.
GUCAUAGACAGCAAGCACGCCUCACUCGCUCGAGGUUCGCGUGAUCGCCGUGCACUCCAACAGACCCUGCUAUAUGAUGCAAUGCGUAAAGCAUAACGAGCAACGUAAGUAGGCUAACAGGCCUUGCAAAGGAUUCACUCGGACAUAAACUUUAGUCUUUACACGGUUCGAGCCUAAACGAGUGAACGCAUAUGUAACGUAUGAUAUGCUGUAACAUCUGGGCGUCGCACCAAGCAACCGGCAUGGAGGCUGUGGCCGUCGCGGCUGCCUGCCAAGGGCGGGGGUCGUGUGGCAUGUAGAGUGCUGGCUAGUGCCCCAGCAGACCCGCCGGUCCCCCAGCCCUCAACGGGCGUGAGCUCUUCAUUCAAACCUUGAUAAGUUGGAGAUAGGUCUGCAGCUGCUAGCCGUGUAUUACAUUGUAGUUGCAGCAAGGAGGACAUAGCGCAUAGACGAUGAGGUGUUCGUGUUCGCCACCGCCAACCAGCGGUCGGCGCCCAGUUCUGAUGGCAAGUGCUAAAGGCCGCGGUCGGCGGGUCGUGCUGUGUCAGGAACAGGACAGGGCGGUUACGAACAGUGUGACGAGCGACGACCAGCAGGGCCGCAUCCUUGAAGUGCUGACCAGAUUGGAGGGAAAGCUGGAUGCACUGGUGCGACAGCAGGCCGAACUGGUGCGAGAGCAGGGCGCACUGGUGCGCGGGCAGGCCGCAGUGACGCGCGGGCAGGCCGCAAUCACGGAGCUGCGAGUCAUACAGAACCUUCCAGCCGGCCUUUGUGGGUGCAAGCGAGCGCGCAUUACGACGGCCGCCCAACUGGACAAGCUCCUCGGCCCAGGCACGGCCGCGGCGGUGGAACGUGAGUUGCUGGGCAGUGCCGAGCGCUGCUACCUGGCACUGCGCGCGCUGCUGUGGGCCGCGGCACGUGAGCUGGACCGCGUGUCCAAGCAAGCAUCGGCGAAGGAGGCUGCUGGGCAGGUGGCAACGGAAGUCGAAUCCCUCAAGGAGGAGCUGUUGAGCGCUGCUGCCGCGGAGUGCAACCCGGACCCCGACGUGGUGUGGGAUUUCCUGCAGCGGACCCAGGACGUGCUGGUUGCUGCCGGCGGGCUGAAGGAGACCCAGGACGAGGACUGCCGCCAGCAGGGCUUGUCGCAGCGGCUAAAUGCCGCCUUCGUGCUUGUGCGCCGUGUUGGUGAGUUGGGGGCUCGCGGUGCUAGUGGCCCGCGAGGGGAGGCAGCCCAACCCUAGGGUGCAGCCGUGUGGCGGUUUGCCGGAUGAGUCAGACUGCCAGGUACG